AUGAAUGUCGAUCUCCAACGCCUUGGUGCCUGCUUGAACAAGAACUCCCUAAAGACCUGGUUCGAAUCUGUAAAGUGGGAAAAGCCCGAAAUUCUCACCUUUGAUGUUGACGUGCAGGCUGAAACAGAACUGGACAUCCAUGAUAGAGUCAUCACUGAGGAGUACCGAGUGACUGGAACUCAAACAUAUUCCAAAGACUUUGAGGAUACCCUGCAAGUUCAGAAAAUAAAUGCAGGACUCAAAGAAAUGCCUCCAAAAAAAAGAAAGCAAUGGAAUGCAGAAGCGAUGAAGAGGGCAGUAGAAGCAGUUAAGAACAAGGAAUUGGGAACUCUCAAGGCGUCUAAAGCAUUUGGCGUGCCCAAAAGCACACUGAUUGAUUAUGUAAUAAGUAAGAAACCGGUUACAUUACUUGCUAUCAAAUUAGGCAGAAAACCUACUUUAACAAAUGAACUUGAAGAAGCACUAGUUGAGUAUGCUCUCGAAAUGGAAAGAAGGUAUUUUGGUCUCCGAGCGUCAGAUGUAAGAAGACUAGCCUUUCAGCUGGCGAUACGUAAUGGGCUUAAGCAUCCUUUUUCUUGCCGAAGUGCCGCUGCUGGAAAAAAAUGGUUGAAAUCGUUCAUGUCAAGACACCCAAAAUUGUCUUUGCGAAAACCACAGGGAAUUUCUGCAGCCCGUGUUGAGGGUUUUACAAAAGAGAAUGUUCAAGCAUUUUUCAACCUCCUUGGUAGCGUUUUGCCAAAAGUUGGCUUUAAUCCAGCAGCAAUCUAUAAUGUUGAUGAGACUAGUAUUACAGUACAACACAAACAUGCCAAAGUGAUAAGUUUGAAAGGAAAAAGGCAAGUUGCAGCUUUAACUGCUUCGGAACGGGGUGCUUUAGUAACUAUUGUAACGUGUAUGAACGCUGUCGGUCGUUACAUACCACCAAUGUUGGUGUUUCCCCGCAAAAAUAUGAAGCCUGAGCUUCUAAAUGGAGCUCCCCCUGGGUCCGUUGCCAGAUUUCAUCCAUCGGGAUGGAUUCAGCAAGACAUUUUUACAGACUGGCUGAGGCACUUUAUUUUACAUGUAAAACCUAGCGAAUCCGAACAAGUUGUCUUGAUAUUAGAUGGACACUAUUCUCAUUCAAGGAAUAUUGAUGUUAUCAACAUUGCCAGAGAUAAUUUCGUCCAUAUUAUCUGCCUACCUCCCCAUUCUACAAAUAAGUUACAACCACUCGAUGUCUCCUUUAUGUCACCUUUCAAAACUUAUUAUCCUGCUGAAAUUGAAACAUGGCUUAGAGCAAAUCCAGGGAGAGUUGUAACUUCCUAUCAAAUAUCGGAACUAAUGGGAAGAGCCUAUUUAAGAGCAGCGAGUUGUGAAAUUGCAGUGAAUGGUUUUAGAAAAUGUGGAAUAUUUCCAUUCCAACCGACAAUUUUCCGAGAUGACGAAUUUGCCAUCCAUUCUUCAAAUGAAAGACAAUCAGUCGAAGGAGAUAAUGACGGAAAUCAGAUUGCUGUGGAUCCUGCUGUUGCUGAAAACUUAAGAAAAGAAAGAGAAACUACACCACCCAUUUCGACACCUAAGCUCGUUGUACCUCAGGAUAUUUGUCCUAUACCUAGCCUAAAGACAAAACAUCAGUCUCCAAAGCCAGGUUGUUCGGGUGAAGCUUCUAAAAAAGGAGGUAAACGUGGUUCAACAGCUAUCCUCACUUCUACGCCUUAUAAUACAGAUUUAGAAGAGAGCUUGAAAAAAAGAAAAAAGAUCACACCGAAAAAAGUUAGCCUGAAUCAAAAUAAAUCAAAACUAAAAAACGAGAAGGAAAAAGUUAACAAUAAAAAAUCGAUCCCAAAAGGAAAAAAGGAAGAAAGAGGAAGAUAA
Messenger RNA from Acanthoscelides obtectus, 1854 nucleotides. The record is from the annotation of a GenBank genome assembly. Lineage: Eukaryota; Metazoa; Arthropoda; Insecta; Coleoptera; Chrysomelidae.